AUGAGUCCAGCACAGAUAACUUACAAAGACCUGCCCUCUCACUGUCUCUCGAGACAUGCAAGUAAACCAGUGGACUUUGGAUCAAAGCAAAAGGAACAAAUUCAGGAGUUGUUGUCUGCUUGCUUAUUUGAGCAAUUAGAACAGUCACCAUAUUGGAUAAGCCAGUAUGGUAGCGGUGUCUGUAGGACGAUUACAUUUUCCAAACAUAAUGUAAGCAUAGAAGAAAAUGUGUCAUGCACUUCUGUAAUGCACCCCAUCUGUGAGACGAACAAAUCGUUGUGUCAUCUGCCUGCAAACAAUACCUUGAAAUUUGAUGAAUGGAUAGAUAUAGGAAAAAACGAUACAUCGUAUUUGGUAUCUGAGAAUAGAUACACGUAUUGUGAAGCCAAACAAUUAUGUGAAACAACGUGGUAUGGUACUAUGGUAACACCCAAUGAUAAUUUAUAUAUGCCAAUAUUAGCAUCGAAAUUAGGAUUGACUGGAAUGAUGACUCUCGAAAUCUGGCUGAAAAAUUCUGGCAUUACAUGCCCACAAAACAAUGGAUCAGGAAAUACCACAGUGUUUACAGGACCGUAUGUUCAAGUCGAACAAGCGAGAAAAGCAAAUGCACGUAUCAAAAUGCUGUGUGAAAGAAAAACGUCAACAAUACUAACGACAUCGCCAUCUACAGCGAAAUGGCAUUCAACAUGGUCACAUUUACCACAACAAAUAUCAUCAUUACGACCUACAACGCAACGUCAACAUCCCUUGUCAUUUACAACAUAUGGCAGUUCACCAUUGGAAUCUACACCACAACGACAAACACUGUCUGAUUCUACUACAGCAAGUCAAAAAUCACAAUGGCAUUCAACACAGCAACAACAAGCUAAACCACAAUGGCAAUCACAUUCAUCAUCGCAAUUUGGACCUCAAUGGCAGCCAGAACCGGAAGCAAUAACAGCAAUGCUUGCUCUCUCGAAAAUGUCGGCUUAUAUGGUAACAGACAAUGAACUGGAUGAGACAGAUGUCCACCUCAUACCGUACAAGAAUGAGCCAGUCCAAUUCAAGUUGACAAAAGAGAACGUGCAAUCUAUGUGGAGGCACCUUCGUCAGCAAAGGAAUCCCAGUCAGUAA
Messenger RNA from Ruditapes philippinarum (Manila clam), 1113 nucleotides. RefSeq lists its product as uncharacterized. The transcript has 5 exons. NCBI's taxonomy places the organism in Eukaryota, Metazoa, Mollusca, Bivalvia, Venerida, Veneridae. The coding region runs from base 1 to 1113 and encodes 370 amino acids. The record is from RefSeq and is a predicted model, not a curated record.